AUGAUGGCCAGCAACCAGCGCACAAGUGUGCUGUUUCUCGCAAAUAGCGAGCAUGGCCAAACAAACAUUAUUCUGGCGAUUACGCACGAGCUACUGGUGCGAGGAGAUGUGGACGUACAUAUUGGCUCCUUCCCUGCCCUUGAGCGACGCAUUGACAAGCUCCUGGCUGACAAUGCCUCCGCGUAUGAUGGGUCAUUCCGGUCGCGGAUUCACUUCCAUCCUAUUAGAGGACCCUCUAAUACGGAUGUCUUUAUACGUACUGGGAAGCGAGGUGCUUUCCAUCCUCCUGGAUAUCGUGGGGCGGUCCUUGGGUUCCAGUCCCUGUGCGAAGACAUCUGGGGUUGGACGGAAGAAGAAUACGUAGAUAUCUACAACUGCUGCGUGGAGAUCAUCAAGACCGUUCAGCCGUCAGUUAUCGCGGCGGACUUCUUCUUCCUACAAGGAAGAGAUGCUGCAUAUAACACGGGGUACACGGCGAUUUUGAUCAAUACUACGUCGCUCACUCACAUUGUUCUUGGAUUGCAGCCGCAAUCCGCUGCGUUGUGGAAGUAUCCCUUGCCGGGGACAGGAUUCCCAUACCCUCUUCCAUGGCAUUUGAUUCCACUCAAUGCUCUGGCUGUAAUCAAAACAGCAAAGAUGUACCAUGGAAGUGGGCGGCGGCGUGAGAUUCGCGAGUGGAGGAUUCGGCACAAGAUCCACGGUCGGUUUCCGUUUGCUGAUGCCUGGAGGCCCGAUCGAUUCCAUCUUUCCCCGGCGCUGAAAGAGCUUGACUGGCCCAUGGAGGUACCAGAUAAUAUUCUUCCAUGUGGCCCCAUUUUACUCCCCACGGCUGCGGUGCACAAACAGGACCCCGAACUGGCAAGUUGGCUGCAAAAAGCGCCAACGAUCUUGGUUAAUCUUGGAACGCUUUAUGCGCCCGAUCCCAAGGUUGCAGAGAAUAUUGCAACCGGUCUCAAGCUGUUCCUUGAUGCCUGGAAGGGUCAGGAAAUCCAGAUUCUGUGGAAGCUUCCCAAACACCCGCAUGAUGAGGAUGAUGUAUACAGCCGGUCCAUCGAGCCACUGAGACAGGAGACUGAAGCUGAUCGUGUUCGUAUUCACCCAUGGUUCUCCGUUGAGCCCAUGGCCAUGCUUCAAACUGGACGGAUUAUCUGCUCCGUUCACCACGGUGGAGCGAACUCAUGGUACGAGGCCAUCCAAAAUGGCGUGCCCCAUGUGGUUCUACCGGCAUGGCAGGAUUGCUAUGAGAAUGCCGCCCGAGCGGAGUGGCUUGGAAUUGGGGUCUACGGCAACAAAACCCGGGCCCCGAAUAUUAAUGGCCGGGAGUUAAGCAAUACCCUUUUGAAGGUCAUGGGAGAUGGCUCAUAUAAAGAAAAGGCGCUUGACCUUGCCAAGCUCUGCCAGAAAAAGGAAGGGCGUGUGGCAGGUGCAGAAAAGAUUGUUGAGCUGGCGCGCAAUCCGGAUCUGAUGGCUAUGCACAUCCCGGACGUGAAGAUCGAUGGCACUCAGUGUCAGCUCAGCGAAAUCCGAAACCGUUCUGGAAUGGUUCUCCGGUCAGUCCAGCUGCCUCAGCCAGAAGGCAAACCAACGGCUAAGCCAUUCCUCGACGAUCUUGCAGAGGCAGCCCUGAUGACCGUGCUGUGCAACAGUUGGUUUAUUUUGCCCUUGCUUGGAUAUUCACUUCUUCUGAUACCCCGUUUGCGAUUCUUCGUUUUGAUUUACAUCAUCUAUAUCAAGUACUUUGCCAAAGCACACAAAGCGGGCACCCUUCCUCUGCGGAACGAUAAGUUCCGGAGGUCUUGGAUCUGGAAAAUCUUUAUAUCCUACUUUCCCCUGCGGCUCUACCGUUCGGUGUCUCUCUCACCACGGAGAAAGUAUAUUUUUGGCUACCAUCCUCAUGGUGUCGCUAUUCGAGGAGCCGUCGGCGCAUUCGCCGCAGACGUGGCCGGCUUCUCCCAGCUCUUUCCCGGCAUUACCAAUACCCUGUUGAUGAAGGAUAGUGUCUUCUCUCAGCCACUGCUUCGAGAAUAUCUCCUCUCUGCUGGGCUUAGUGGUGUCUCUCGAACAUCAUGCAUCAGGCAUUUGACACGGGGAGGUCAUGACGGUCGGGGGAUGGGCCGUGCCAUUACCAUCACUGUGGGAGGGAGUCGUGAAUACAACAUCGCUCGACCGGGCACCAUGGAGGUCGUGAUCAAAAUUCGUAAGGGUUUUAUCCGAGUCGCCGUGGAAACUGGUGCCGACAUCGUGCCGGUGGUGGCGUUUGGGGAGAAUGAUAUCUUCGACCGCGUGGACGUCGAAUCCAAAUCUGUGCUCAGAUACGCCGCACGGCUGUGGGAAUGGUGUGUUGGACACCGAAUAGCGUUUUCCAUUGGCCGGUUCAACAUCUUCUGCCCGUAUCGUAAGCCGUUGAAUGUCGUCGUGGGAAAUCCCAUUCCCGUCACUCAACAACGAUGGGACCCCGAUGAGAACUAUAUCGAUCAGUUACACCAGCAAUACAUGAGCGAGUUGGAGCGGUUGUGGGGGAAUUGGAAGGACACCUUUGGAACUGACAAGUCAGUGAAGUUCGAGGUGGUGGAAUAA
Molecule: messenger RNA, 2577 nt
Organism: Aspergillus bombycis
Lineage: Eukaryota; Fungi; Ascomycota; Eurotiomycetes; Eurotiales; Aspergillaceae
Product: Diacylglycerol acyltransferase family
Exons: 4
Coding region: 1-2577 (858 amino acids)
Biological process (GO): triglyceride biosynthetic process
Cellular component (GO): endoplasmic reticulum membrane
Molecular function (GO): UDP-glycosyltransferase activity; diacylglycerol O-acyltransferase activity
Source: RefSeq, a predicted model, not a curated record